Molecule: messenger RNA, 1725 nt
Organism: Toxoplasma gondii ME49
Lineage: Eukaryota; Apicomplexa; Conoidasida; Eucoccidiorida; Sarcocystidae
Exons: 3
Coding region: 135-1400 (421 amino acids)
Source: RefSeq, a predicted model, not a curated record
GCAGAACUCCAUGGGUAAGAUUUUUGAAUGUUACUGCAGCAGGCACUCUCUGAACCGUCGAAGUCUCCUCUUCUCGGGUAGGGAGCCUGUAGCGUGUCGCCCUCCGUCCGCGAGUGAGUUCCGGUACUACUUGAAUGUCGAUGGCGCUUUCAUCCGAUUCACGGAACAUAGAGAAAAGACGGAGGAGAAAUGGUGGCCAACUUGCCGGAAAGGAAGUGCCUGUCAAGUUGAAGAAGGCGAAGAGCGGCGAGGUCGCUUCAGUCGCGGAGGCAGAUGCAGAUGCGCAGGAGCAGAAACAGGCGCAAGCGGAGGCGAAGCUGCGGGCGAUCUGCGCGGCAUUUUGGGGAGAUGACGAAGAGGAGAGUGUCCCAGCAUGCUCUUCUUCGCAGGCCGUUGUUGCCUCAGAAGAAAGCGAGACAAAAAAGCGCCGCCGGAGUGCCGAGUCCGCCUCAGAAAGGGCGGGAGUUUCAUCUCAAGGAGGACUGAGGGCUGUCGAUCACCAAGACAGCGGACCGACAGGAAACACUCAGGAGUGCAGCACAAGGAAGAAGAAGGGAUCGUCGACUUCAGUUGAGAGUGCUGUCUCAUCUGUAGGCGCCUCGCCCUCUGUCUCACCCUCAAACUGUGACCUGCAACCAAAGAAGCGCUCGAGGGGAGGAAAAAACGGCUUUCGAGAUUCCUCGUCAACUGCUGGGGCUUCUUCCCCUGACUCCACCCGACCUUCCUGUUCCGUGCCGUGGGGCUUCGAGUUCCUCGGAGAGGAAAUUCAGGAAAUUCCUUCCUGCGACCGCACUUCUGCGACCCCCCGUGGCAGCUCCAGCCAUGCACAUGGAGGGUUUGCCGCUCGCGGCUCAGGGAAGAAGGACAGCGGUUUCCAUUCAAGCGGCAACUCUCGGACUGGAACUCCUCCUGGUGGCGCAAAGUCUGGGCGGUCACCGGCAGGGCAAGGCACGAAUAGCGCUGUCGUUUCGGCCGAUGCAGACAGAAGGAAACGCGAAGAACAGGAAAAGAAAAGAGAGAAGGAGAUGUUCGACGAAACCGUCAGGGAUAUCCGCAGACUCGUGUAUCCACACCUCGGAACCUUCCAGCGCCGCCAAUACGUCAGUGCGGCGCUUCGCGCCUUAGGAGCGAAGCAACUGAAAGGACAGAAGCGGCUCUUACCGGAACUGCGGUCCAGACAGGCCAAAACCAAGGCAAGCAUCGCAAAGAGGCUGGAAGAAGAGAAGCACCUCGGGGUGUCUACGCAUCUGGAUAAGCGAGGAAACCUGCAGAGUGGAGAACGCUAUAAGAAGAAGCAGCGCGACCAAAAGCGUGGUCGUCAGGACUUGCGUAACGCUCUUGGUUCAGCGGGUCAACUAGACAGAAAGCAAGUGAAAAAGUUACGAUUGAAGAUCUCCUAGAACUACCGAAGAAUGUGCUCACAUGUGGCUGUGCAAUGCGUAGCGGGGGGGUCCGAGGACGUGGCGAAGAACCUUCCGGUGAAUUACAAUGUUUCCCGUUGUCAAAUGCUGCAUUCGCUAGCGGAAAAGGUGCUUUGAUGCGAACCUGUGGAAGGGCUAGGCGAAUGCUUACUUCCUGAGUUGGGAUGGACGCACUACUGAUUGGUUCGCUCUGUAAAUGUAGCUCGGAUCCACCCCCCGCGAUAGUACCCUGGGGUACGGGUACCUGUUGCCAAGCAAAGCAGGUGGGGGGGUUCGUGUGACUGAAAAGCUCGCGUCCGACCUC